UUCACAUUACCCCUGAUGUCAGUAAUCUAGACGUGGACUGGGCCGGCCUUAAGAGAGGCCUCUCUAAAUCACAUGGUUGCAACAUUUACUCACUCAUGCACUUAGCCGGGGCAGGGUUGAGGUGUGUGUGUGUUUGAGGAGGGUGUGUGCAGGAGUGGAGAGAACAGAGGGACAAAGUGACAGAGAGGGAGAGGCAGAGGGACAGAGAUGCUGCACCUGUGCAUGAUCACCUGAGAAGAAGACGAAGAAGAAUUAAAAACAGAGAGGAGGUAAAGAAUUUGUGAGCAUGACGGAGGGAAAGUUUCACAUCUGAGAGAAUCUCCUUCAGCCAGCUCGUCAUCAACAAGCUCAGUCCUCCAGUCUGUGUUGGUGCCAUGGCUGAACCAAGCUGGUGGAAGCUGACCUUCUCACGCAAGAAGAAAUCUGAAUCCAAGGUCCUGUACGAGAUCCCGGCUGAGUAUGGCAGCAACACCGGAAACAAAGAGCACUCGAGCAACAACCCCCCUGCAGACCACAUGGACAGCCACUUCAGCGCCAGGCUGGAGAAGAUUGUUGAUAAAUCUGCCACCAAGGGCCGCCACGUCAAGGUGUCCCACUCCGGACGCUUCAAGGAAAAGAAGAAGGUCCGCGCCACGCUGGCCGAGAACCCAGAUCUGUUCGCAGAGAACAACCUCGGUGACGAGAACCAUAAAAAGAAACCUGAGAAAUAGCACGAAAACAUACUUGAUCACACGUGUCAUAUAUCACCUGUAAAAGCUUAGAUGAUAAACAUACACAAACACAACCCUGUGGCUGUACACGUGCAGCGUGCAGCAGACACCACACCCAGGUUGAUACUGGAAUCAAUGGACUCACACCUAAACAAACAACUGGUAUCAGCACAACAAAGUAAACAAAGUACUGGAGACAUUUUUAUUACGUCUCAUUUUCUUGUUAUUUAUCUCAAUCUGCCUAACCUCGUGCAAACAUCCUUACGAAUGAACAGUAACGUUAUUGUAAAUUAACUUUUUAUUUUUAUUAUCAUGGAUGUAGAUUUUUGGGGGAAUUAAACCUCCUUUUUUAUGUCUUACAUAAUCAAUACACAGAGAGAAAUAUGUGUGUGUGCAGUGCGACCAAAGCACAGUCAAUUUUUAUUACAUUUUUAUGACCAAAGCAAAUAAAGACUUGAUUUUGAUGUUUUGUGGAUACUAAAAAUGUUUUCUUUAUAAUAAAUGUACCAAGAUGAGUUAAUAUAAAAA
This is a messenger RNA of Epinephelus moara (kelp grouper), 1238 nucleotides long. RefSeq names its product proline rich 15 like b (gene prr15lb). Lineage: Eukaryota; Metazoa; Chordata; Actinopteri; Perciformes; Serranidae. Bases 375 to 710 code for a protein of 111 amino acids. The record is from RefSeq and is a predicted model, not a curated record. The transcript is spliced from 2 exons.